AGCUCAGGCAGAUUAAUUUCUAAGCAGUAAACUCAAGGAAACGACAGUAAGCACAGAGCCACUAAUAACUUAUUGUAUGACAUGGAUCUGAUUCUAACAUCAUAUGUAAAGAAACUACCUGAUCCCAAUGCCGUCCAGCAUUCAAGAUACUGUCAAGAAGUGAAGAAUGAUCACAGAAAAGCAAAGAAAAACAAAGAGCCAGCCAUUUCUCAGAAGGUUACCAAGGUACCUAAAAAGGUUAAAGAGUGUACAAAAUGUGGAAAAAGAAAAGCAGACCACAGAAAACAUGCAUCAGAUCUUUGCCGAGGGAGGUCUCCAGACUUUGAUCCAUAUCAAACAACAUUCCAGCGUGAAUUUGUCUAUCGACCAGUUCCUUUGGUUGAAGGUAUCCGUCCGGCAUCAUCAAAUGGGUUUUCUUUCCCAUUUCAGCUCCAUGAGCCUAUUGGCGAUACUGUAUACACAAAUGAGUAUUCCUGGAAACAUGGAUUAAACCAAGAGCCCACACAAAGUGGAACGUUGCCAGGAAGCAAAAAAGAAACUAUUCCGCAGUGUCAAUGUUCUUUACUAUGGAAAUUACUCAUGAAGGAUCCAGAGGCCUUCGAUAGAGUAAAAGCAUACUUUGUGAAAUCAUUGUCUUGUGAAGAUAUGGCCAAGUUAAAUACAUGUCAAUAUGAUACAAUAUAUCGGCAAGAUUACCUUGGAAUCCAACAAGUGUGUCAAGUUUAUUUUACAGAGUGCAAGAUGAAGUGUCCCCCCUGUCUGCCCAAAAUACGCCGACCGGGUCAGCCAAAACCUCCUGUCACAGAUAACAAACGUCACUUUAGAAAACAAGAUCAAAAACCUGAGCUCGCUGUCUGCACCACUCGAUAUGGCAGCAAUAAACGCUGGAAUUGUGCAGCAAAAGGUGUAGUGCCCAAUCUGACUCAAGCACACAUCCAAAACCAAGAAUUUAGGAAGCAGUCAACUACAUAUGAGAGAGAAUAUGGAAACAAUAAUAUGGAUUUUGCUAAAAUAUUGAAGUCCCUUGAACCUAAAGCAAUCCAAAGCUAUCUAUCAUCACUUCCAAGUAAAGACCAAGAAGUGUUGCUCCAAUUUUUAGAUACUGUAGCUGCAAGGAGCGAGACAAACUGAAGAUGGUUUCUGAGUUUCUGAGCCAAUGCAGUGGCUGAAAGUGACCACCUCAGUUACCAAGCCUUCAAGAAAAUGAUCCCACAAAACAGGCACAACAGACUGAAUACUGAAAUAUCACAGUGAAGUUAUCCAAAGACCUGUUAUUUGUAAUUUAUUAAGAAUUUGAUUCUAUGACUUUUGAAAAUAAA
Messenger RNA from Rhincodon typus (whale shark), 1319 nucleotides. RefSeq names its product testis-expressed protein 26-like. The transcript is spliced from 8 exons. NCBI's taxonomy places the organism in Eukaryota, Metazoa, Chordata, Chondrichthyes, Orectolobiformes, Rhincodontidae. Gene Ontology annotation, cellular component: cytoplasm. Bases 82 to 1131 code for a protein of 349 amino acids. The record is from RefSeq and is a predicted model, not a curated record.